AUUAAUGAUUAAUGUUUUGAGGAAUUUUCUACGUGAGAUUUUGAUGGCUACCUAUGGUUGCAUCUUAUCGUUAUCAAAAUCGUGGUCGCAGCUGGUAAUUUUUCCAUGAAUUCACAGUAUUCAUCGUUUGAUGUACGAGGAUCAGUUAGUCGUUAGGACACAUUCGUCAAGAUGGUCGACUUAAGACACGUAUUGGCUUUGCUACCUGUUAUAUUAGUUUCGAUUAAUGCGUAUGAUGUGACGAAUCCUGAGAUCUCACUCUUGACUCCUCGGGGAAUCCGAUUUGCAUACCCAGAUGAAUCUGGCACAACCCUGGUAGCUUUUCACUAUAACAUCAAUACACCACUAUCUGGUGUUGGGGCUGGUCAAUAUAACUAUGAUGUCACUACUACAACAGAUGGAUACUUCGUCCAUGAAAAUAGAGACGUGGAUGUUGAGAACGGUGAUGUGGUGUACUACUGGGUGUAUACAGUUUACACGGGCCUUGGUUACCAACUAACUGACCAAUCAUGGACAGCAUCUGAAACUACAGAAGCUCCUGCGACCAAUCCCCCUGCAACCGAAUCCCCUGUGACCAAUGCCCCUGCAACCGAGUCCCCUAACCCAGGCACCGGCACGACACAGUCUAGUGGUGGAGGUACGUCGCAGUGUAGCAUGUAUCCUUGCGAUGCAGCAUGUGACAUGUCCACGCCACCUUGCAAUGGUCUCAUCUUCCAAGAAGAGUUUGAUUCUUUCAAUCUUGACAUCUGGCAGCAUGAAAUGACUGCUGGAGGAGGAGGGAACUGGGAAUUUGAAUAUUAUACCAAUAACCGAUCAAACAGCUAUGUUCGGGAUGGAAAACUCUUCAUAAAACCAACACUUACCACCGAUAAAUUGGGAGAGGGUUCGCUGUCAUCUGGAACGUUAGACCUUUGGGGUUCAUCCCCAGCUAACUUGUGUACCGGUAAUGCAUGGUAUGGAUGUUCGCGAACGGGAUCCAAUGAUAAUCUAUUGAAUCCGAUACAGUCUGCUCGUCUACGUACUGUCGAAUCUUUCUCAUUCAAGUAUGGACGACUGGAGGUUGAGGCUAAGCUACCCACUGGUGAUUGGCUUUGGCCAGCUAUCUGGCUUUUGCCGAAGCAUAACGGAUAUGGAGAAUGGCCUGCCUCUGGAGAAAUAGAUCUGGUUGAAAGCAGAGGUAACGCUGAUAUCAAAGACGCGGAUGGUUUGUCAGCUGGAGUAGAUCAGAUGGGCUCUACUAUGCAUUGGGGACCAUUCUGGCCUCUGAACGGAUAUCCAAAGACACACGCAACAAAGAAUCUCCCCGAGGGACAAACUUUCGGAUCAGGCUUUCACAAGUACACAUUGGACUGGACUGAAGACUCAAUGAAGUUCUACGUGGAUGAUGAGCUUCUAUUGAAUGUUGAUCCUGCUACAGGCUUUUGGGACUUGGGUGAAUUUGAGAAUGAUGCACCAGGCAUUGACAAUCCAUGGGCUUACAAUCCUAAUAAACUCACUCCAUUCGAUCAAGAGUUCUACUUGAUCCUGAACGUAGCUGUAGGAGGAGUCAACUAUUUCGGUGAUGGGUUGACAUACACCCCAGCUAAACCGUGGUCUAAUGACUCCCCUACGGCCUCUAAGGAUUUCUGGUCUGACUUUAACACUUGGUAUCCUACAUGGAAUGGUGAGGAAGCAGCUAUGCAGGUCAACUAUGUCCGUGUGUACGCAGAACCAGGGCAGACAACUUAUCACCUACGUGAUCGUUAAAUAAUGUACCAUCAAACCUGCCGUGAUCAGUAAAAGAACCACGCAAAUUAGCCCCAUAAUUUCCAUAUUAAAAGAAGGUAAUUUCUAAUGUUUGGAUUCCAAUGCAAUAGAAAGUCCAUUUUGUAGAUGUUCGUAAAUAUAGCAUGAUCUUUUAAUAUUAUAGUCUAUAUAAUAUUCCAAUAUAUUCCAAAACGACGCGUACAAACAUGAGUAGUUUACAUGACUACAAUAAUGACAAUAUGAAACUAUACAAGAGAAAAAUUCUUACUUUGUUUUUGAGAACCAUGUGAAUAAUACAGAUGAGGUUUCCUGGGUAAACAACACUAUUAAUAUAUACUUUCAUAAAACCUCCCUCCAGACCUUGAUGGAUAACACCAUCUCUGACUGUCAGCAUGCACUGUUAUCAAUUACUUAAAUAUAAUCAAUGGUUAGUUACAUCAGAGUAUUGACUAUUAUCAUUGAAUUGUAUUUAUGUUCAUGGAUCGAUAACGUGGGAUUGCCUUCAAAUUUACAAAUGUAUCACCAUCUGUAUAGGUGUAUAUUAUCAACACAAAUCAGUGGUUUCUAAAGUCAAAAUUCAUGAAUAUUUCUGCCCUAGCUAAAGAGUUUGUAUGCUACUUUCAGCAUCACUUGGAAUUACAGUUAAAAUGAAGAUUGAAAUGAACCAUUAAUAAAUUAACUUGCCAGCACUAGA
Messenger RNA from Strongylocentrotus purpuratus (purple sea urchin), 2440 nucleotides. Its product is annotated as beta 1,3-glucanase. The coding region runs from base 172 to 1746 and encodes 524 amino acids. Gene Ontology annotation, biological process: carbohydrate metabolic process. The record is from RefSeq and is a predicted model, not a curated record. The transcript has 13 exons. Gene Ontology annotation, molecular function: carbohydrate binding; hydrolase activity, hydrolyzing O-glycosyl compounds. NCBI's taxonomy places the organism in Eukaryota, Metazoa, Echinodermata, Echinoidea, Camarodonta, Strongylocentrotidae.